This is a messenger RNA of Penaeus vannamei (Pacific white shrimp), 3014 nucleotides long. RefSeq names its product methionine synthase reductase. The record is from RefSeq and is a predicted model, not a curated record. Gene Ontology annotation, cellular component: cytosol. Gene Ontology annotation, biological process: homocysteine metabolic process. Gene Ontology annotation, molecular function: flavin adenine dinucleotide binding; FMN binding; [methionine synthase] reductase (NADPH) activity. Lineage: Eukaryota; Metazoa; Arthropoda; Malacostraca; Decapoda; Penaeidae.
AAAUAACAGUUCUCAGUCCGAUAGAAGACAUGAAGAACAGUAGUAGAUUACGCAAUGGGUUUGUUCUCCUUUACGCCUCACAGAAAGGGAACGCGAAAGCCAUAGCAGAAGACUUAGCAGAGCAGUGUGAAUCCAAGGGCCUGAUCUGUGAACUGAGAUGUUGUAGUGAGAUUGGGAAGACUUUCAGCCUUGAAGAAACUAGGUGUCUUGUGUUGGUUGGAUCUACAACGGGUGACGGCGAACCUCCAGACACAGCUCGCAAAUUCUGGCGUCAGCUGCACAAAAAGGGUCAACCCAGCGAUGUCUUUGGUCACCUGUCUUAUACUGUACUAGGACUAGGUGACACUAAUUACACUAACUUUUGUAAUUUUGGCAAAACAAUCGAUCAGAAGCUCCAGGAUCUAGGUGGUAAAAGAUUUUAUCCAUGUGGUUGGGCUGAUGAUGGAACUGGCCUUGAAAUUGUGGUAGAACCGUGGAUUGAGGGACUUUUUCCUGCACUACAAAAACAUAUUGACAAGAUGGCUGAGGUAGUAGAUUCAUGUAAUGAAGUAGAAUUUGUAGAUAACUCAAGCACUUUGCAGCAGGUGAAUACUAACAUGAACAGUAUCAAUAAGGACCCAACCACUGAUGAUCCUUCUCUUUCCCAAAAUGUUCCAUCAUUGAAACACGAAGAAUCUUUAAAGGCUGAACGUAUUACUAAAGAUAAAGAAAUAAAAACUACUUCACAGAACAGCAAUGAGAAUAUUCUGAAAGGUGACCUGACAAGUGAAGAUACUUACACAAGAAUAGCCAAGAAAUACAACUUAGAUUUUUUGUCACGUGAUGAAUUACAGUGCCUCCCUGUGAGAACAUGUACAUUACCUGCAGAUGCAAAACUGACCUUGCCUGUUCUUCCAUCAGACUAUUUGAUGAUAAGGUACUUGGAAAAUAGUGAAAAGGAAUCAGGUCCUGAACAUGUACCAGCCUUACCCAGUGCUGCAUCAGAAGUAAUUAGGACAAGUGUGACUUCUAUUAGAAAAUUAACUCAACAUAAUUCUGUGAAAACUGCAUUAGAAGUUAGCCUAACAGUUCCUGAAUCCAUAAAUAGCUUAGAUUAUGAGCCUGGAGACUCAUUUGGGAUCAUUGUGCAGAACAGGGAGGAAGAAGUAGAACUCUUUCUCUCUUUGUUGGGUAUUAGUGAUGUAGCAGAAAAAAUGUAUGAACUCUCAGUUGAUCCAAGCACUAAGAAGAAAGGGGCUGCAAUACCAAAACAUAUACCUGUCAGGAGUUCUCUCCAUUUUGUUUUUCAGUCCUGUGUUGAUAUUAGAUCUGUUCCCAAAAAACCUUUGUUGAGAACUUUAGUCCAGUGGACAUCAGAUCCCACAGAAAAGAGGCGAUUGCAAGAACUAGUGAGUAAAGAAUGUGCAAGUGAGUAUGUAAAGUCUGUAAGAGAACAAGGGCUUACACUCAUAGAUUUAUUGUGCAUUUUCCAAACAUGUAAACCUCCAGUUACAACCCUCCUUGAACAUUUGCCACAGCUUCUACCCAGGGCAUAUUCAAUUACUUCUUCCCCUCUUGUUGCUUCUAGAAAAAUAUCUUUUGUAUUUAAUGUUGUUGAUAUUCCAAAAGAGAAGGCUACUAUCUUUGCCAGGAAAGGCAUUUGUACGGGCUGGCUUGCCUCUUUAUACAGAUCUGCUGAAAUGUCUAAACUAGAACAGUCUCUGGAAGUUUUGUCCAUUGAAGACAAAGGGCCAGUAUGUGUGCCUAUAUACCUUCGGACUAAUCAGAAUUUCCGCCUCCCAGCAGAUGUUUCAAGUCCAAUUAUAAUGAUUGGUCCAGGCACAGGAGUGGCACCAUUUGUAGGUUUCCUGCAGCAUAGACAUAGAAUGCAAAUAGAUUCUCCUGACAUCUCCUUUGGUGAAUCCUGGCUCUUUUACGGAUGCCGUCAUAAAGAAAGAGACUAUCUGUAUCGUGAGGAACUGGAAAAGUUCAGAGACGGUAAAAUCUUGACUAAUUUGAUUGUCUCCUUCUCUCGAGAUGAAAGUCCUCCAGGCAGUCCAAGAUAUGUGCAAGACAAUAUUAUCAAAUACGAUGUGGAAAUGGCAUCAUUGAUUAGUGAUAAAGCAGCUAUUGUUUAUGUUUGUGGAGAUGCACGCAACAUGUCAAAGGAUGUGUUUGACACUUUUGUUUCCAUACUUAAGCAACAGAGGGGCUUUACAGAAAUUGAAGCAAGAAGAUACAUGGCACAAAUGCAACUUGAAAAGAGAUAUUUACAAGAUGUUUGGUCAUAGUAUAGUUGAUAUAUCAUGUCCUGAUGAGUAAAUGUGUAUAACUUUACUUGAAUUAUGUUUGCUAUUGAACUGAGUUGUUUUAAUAGAUUUUAUUUUAGCAGACAUAUAUUUAUAUUUGCAAGAUGGAUUUUGUUAAAGUUAUUUGUUUUUAGAAGUAUAUGUACAUAGUACAUUUACUAUAUUUGUGUUGAUAUGUUCAUAUGAAUGUACAUAUACACAUGUUUGUAUAUACACACACAUAGCAUACAUAUAUAUAUUUACAUUUAUUGAUAGAUACAUAGAUACAGAUAAAUAGAUGUGUGUUUGUGUUUACACAUGAAUGAGAAGUGUAAGUGUUGCAGUCCUUGCCAAAAUGAUGUAGGGACUGGGGUCAGUUUUAAGAUGUUACCUAUCUUACAUCAGCCAGUCAGUCAGGCAUUCUCAGACAAACUUUGAGAUAAAUAUUUGAAGUAUUGGUAGGAACAUCAUUAGCACUAGAUUCUAGGUGGUACUUGAGCAGAGGCCAGGGGAAGUAUGACCAGUCAGUUUACUUAUGUUCCAUAACCUUCACAACCAAUCAGCUAACAGACCACUCUUUGGCUCACCUAGAUGUAUUGGUUGGUCUCACUCUUCAUCCUUUUCUCGAUUUCCCUAUUACACUAUCUCUUGUGCGCGCGCACACACACACACACACACACACACACACACACACACACACACACACACUCACACUCACACACUCUCACUCUCACUCUCCACUCUCAC